AUGUCCCAAAUACACGCCAUGUCGGACGACCAGGUGAACCAGGAGCUGCGCAAGAUGACUGCCUUCAUUCGGCAGGAAGCGCUGGAAAAGGCUCGCGAGAUUCAACUCAAGGCAGACGAGGAGUUCAGCAUCGAGAAGUCCAAGCUGGUCCGCUCGGAGACAUCUCGCAUCGACGACGAGUACAAGAAGAAGUUCACCCAGGCUGGCAUGAGCCAACAGAUCACAAAGUCCACCCUCGCCAACAAGACGAGACUGCGAAUCCUCAGCUCGAGACAGGAGCUUCUGGACCAGCUGUUUGAGGAUGCGAGCAAGAAGCUGGCCGAUACUGCAUCCAAGGACAAGAGCAAGUACGAGAAGGUCUUGAAGAACAUCAUUCUGCAGGGACUGUAUGCACUUGUCAAUGAGAAGAAGGUGACCCUGCGGUGUCGGAAGAAGGAUGACGACGUUGUCAAGAAGGCAGCUGAGGGCGCGAAGGAGGAGUACAAGAAGAACUUGAAGCGGGAUGUUGAGAUUCAGAUCGAUGGCAAGGAGCGGGUGCCCGACGACUCACCCGGCGGUGUCAUCAUCCUCAGCGGCAACGGCAAGAUCGACGUCAACAACACCUUCGAAGAGCGAUUGCAUCUACUCGAGACCGAAGCGUUACCUGCCGUGCGGGCAACACUGUUCGGAGAGAACAAGAACAGACGAUUCAGGGACUAG
Zasmidium cellare ATCC 36951 is the source of this 699-nucleotide messenger RNA. RefSeq lists its product as uncharacterized. Gene Ontology annotation, biological process: proton transmembrane transport. The transcript is spliced from 2 exons. Lineage: Eukaryota; Fungi; Ascomycota; Dothideomycetes; Mycosphaerellales; Mycosphaerellaceae. Gene Ontology annotation, cellular component: proton-transporting two-sector ATPase complex, catalytic domain. Bases 1 to 699 code for a protein of 232 amino acids. The record is from RefSeq and is a predicted model, not a curated record. Gene Ontology annotation, molecular function: proton-transporting ATPase activity, rotational mechanism.